AUCACGAUUACAAUUUCUUGGAUUUCCUUCCUUUUGUUUCUCACGCAAAAAGCGUUCCUUCCACUUCCCCACCUUCUAACGGCAGAUUUCUCACACAAACCGUGUUCCUUCCCCUUCCCCACAUUCUAACAGAGGACUAUCAAAAUGCUGUCCACCAUAACGCCCAAACCCAUUCUUAAUCGCCUUUACUCUAUAACACCAACCCUUUCUAUAUCCCCUCCUUUUGCUCUACCUGUGUUCCACGGUUUCAAAACUUUAGCCCUUCAGCUAGCUAACGCCAACCUCUCUCUCUUCCAAAGACAGUUUCAAAACUUCAGACCUUUGGCUUUCUAAAACAGUAUAUUUGAUGAUUCACUUCAGACCUUUAAAACUUGAAUGCAGCACUAGGUGAGAGCUAUUGAAGAGGGGGCAGAUUUCAAAGAAACAGACAUCCUCGGCAGUUAAGAUGGAGUGCUGAUAUGCUCCCAUGUGUAACACUGGAUCUCGAUAAUAGAACAAAUAUUGCAAACUUCAGUCAGUUUGCUGAUCGAAAAAGAACUUAUGAGAUCCAAGGUGUGACUAUGACUAGGUGUAUGUCUCUCAAUUUCUGGCUUAAUAUUACUGCACAUCUGUUUUAUUAAGUCCUUUUUUAUAUGAAAACUGGGGUAUAAAUCUAUUCAAUUAUUUUAAAGUUUUCUCUUUCUUCUUUUCCCCUUUGGUUUCAGGUUACUAUGGUGAGAAUUACAAAAAGAGUCAUUAAUACUUUACUUUGCCAAAAUAUAUUUUAGCAAGGUGGUUAGAAAUUUACGAUUAGUAUGUCUUGAUUAUGUUCAAUUCAGUUUUAUGUUACAUCAAGGCAUUUGUUUUUGAUAGUUUGGGAACCAUUCCACCUGAAAAUCUCUCUUUUAUUUGUUUUGUUUAAAAUUAUUAUCUUUUAAUGCAAGAUGCAAUGCCUCAGAUUAUGCAAAGGAAUAUGAUGGUGUCUGCCUUUAAAUGUGAUUGUCAUGUAUAAUCCAAUUGCAUAGGGGCUCUUCUUUCUUGUCCAAUGGAUAUACUGUAACCUUCCAAGAGUCAUAAGACUCUAAAGAAUCCUAAUUUACAAGUUUGUGAUUGUGUUCCUUUACAUGGGGUUUUCUGUGUGGAACUUCGUUAAUUUUGCAUUUAUAAAUGUGCUGAUCUUAUCAAUAUACCUUGUUGCCUCAAGUUCAUGUGGAUGGAACAGCUACCAUGUCUAUCCAAGAAAGAAAAGCAAGUAUAAGAGAGUUUUAUGGAAAAAUCAAAUCUCGUCUUUUUAUACAUAUCUGUAGCCUGAUCAAACUCUCUAUUCUGAGCCUAUUACAGCAUAACCAACCUAUUAAGAUGUCUAAGUGGGCUGAUCUUUCACAUUUUAUCCUCUAUGAAAUAAUCUGUCGACUAUCUUUCUUUGAUGAUGUCUUCAUUUUUGGUGCUGUCUGCAAGUCGUGGCAAUCAGUUGUUAAUUCAUUGGAGAAACCUCUAUUGCCUCCUAAAUGUCCUUGGCUUAUGCUUGCUGAAAGAGAACGAGGCAAUAAAGAAAGGCAGAUACGAAGCUUUUUCAAGUUAUCAGAUGCUAGAACUUACAAUUUCAAGUUGCCUGAGCUUGUUGGAAGAAAAAGCUAUGGAGCAUCUUUGGGAUGGUUGCUCACUAUAGGCACUGAUUUACAGAUUAAUCUCUUUCAUCCAUUGUCUAAACAGCUAAUAGCUCUUCCACCUCAACCUACCUUUUGCUGUCAAUACGAUGGUAAAGUUGAGCGCAUGUAUCUUCGUAAAAACUUUGUUUCUAAGUGUGUUUUGUCAAGGAGUCCGUGGAACUCAAUAACUCAUGAAUAUGAUCGUGAUUGCAUAAUCAUGACAAUCUAUGGUGGAAAAAAAUUACUGGCCUUCACUAGACUGGGAUAUAAAGCUUGGAUUGAUAUAAAAAGUCCUACUCGAUGUUAUGAUGACAUUGCAUUCUACAAGGGAAAAUUUUAUGUGGUAGAUUGUCAUGGUGAAGUUUUUGUUUGUCGCACUGAUGAUAACCGAAAGCUAGAAUUUAAAGUUAUUGUGCCACGUCCAAAGGGAACCAAGGGUACUACCCAGAAGUAUAUUGUUAUAUCAUCAGGAGCUCUUUUGUUGGUUUCACGAAUGCGAGGUGGUCCUUGUUCUUCACUAGGACGCGACCGUAACUAUGAAGAAAAUGAAUUCAAUAAUGAAGACUCCAAAGAUGAUACCGAGGAUGAGGAUGCUUUUGAAGAUGAAUCUGAAGAAGAAGAAGAAGAAGAAGAAGAAGAAGGAGGAGGAGGAGGAGGAGGAGGAAAAGAAGAAGAAUACAUCAAUGAUAAUGCCUAUCUGACAAUUGGGUUCACAGUUCUAAAGUUGAAACGGUGUACUCAAGCAGGAAGCAAAUAUAGAUACAAAUGGGUGAAGGUUCACAGCUUGGGAGAUCAAGCAUUGUUUGUGGGUGAUAACUCUUCGGUGUCUUUGUCUGCAUCAAGCUUCAAUGGGUGCAAAGCUAAUUGUAUCUAUUUUACAGAUGAUAAACUAAAUUAUGCGUGUACCUUAGAGGGUGGUGGGUAUGACAUAGGUGCAUUUAGAAUGCAAGAGAGGAAAAUUGAGCACCCAUACCCUGGUGAAUCCCUCUCUUUCUUUUCUACCCCACUUUGGUAUAUUUAACUUAUAUUUAUGCAAUGCAUAUGUUGGUUUUAAUCAAAAAAGCUAGCGAAAGUGGGUAAAGUUGUUGGUCUUUAGAUGUGCUUAUAUUUAUUGAACUCGGAAGUUGUAAAACUAGUAAUUUACAUCUAUGCAAUCUAUUUAUUGUAUAAUAA
Quercus lobata is the source of this 2801-nucleotide messenger RNA. RefSeq names its product F-box protein At2g17690-like. The coding region runs from base 1207 to 2649 and encodes 480 amino acids. Gene Ontology annotation, molecular function: protein binding. The transcript is spliced from 3 exons. The record is from RefSeq and is a predicted model, not a curated record. Lineage: Eukaryota; Viridiplantae; Streptophyta; Magnoliopsida; Fagales; Fagaceae.